Molecule: messenger RNA, 1134 nt
Organism: Caenorhabditis briggsae
Lineage: Eukaryota; Metazoa; Nematoda; Chromadorea; Rhabditida; Rhabditidae
Exons: 10
Coding region: 1-1134 (377 amino acids)
Source: RefSeq, a predicted model, not a curated record
AUGUUUUGGAUUCCCAUAUCAACAUUAAUUUUUAUACGAUUAUGUGUAUCUCAGCCGUCAAUCCCUCCACCAGAACGACCAGAAUGCAGUGAAAGUUGGCAAUCACCAGAUUUGACCUACGUUCCAUCCAUCAACCAGUGUUCCGAUUACACCUCCGGAGCCGGAGUAAUGUGUCAACCAAAUAACCCUUUCACUUGCACUGGACGGAACCCAUUUUGUGCAACCGCUGGAGACAAGGCAUUCAAAUGUUGCAGUGAUAUUAUCCAGGACUCUACGGAACUUUCUAGAUUAAACGCGUCGCAAAUAAAACCAAUUUGCCCGGCUGGAGCGAUCCCUUACAAAAUGCCACAAGUUUUGUUAUGUGACCCGACUAUUGUUAAUAUCUGCCCGUACGACUACAAGUGCGUCGAAGCAGCUAAUGGUCAUCAACUUCCAGCCGACGGACGAUCUCUUUGUUGUAAAACCAGCACGCUCUACUCGUUUGCAUCUGUUUUUGGAGAAGCUAAAAUAAGCCCUCGUAUUGUGCCAAAUCCCCCUCUUUCAGCCAUCGAAUAUGUCACUCUGAACGUUCACACUUCCGCCAAAGAGCACUCGCCGGAAAUUAGGAUUGGUGAUCAUUUCGUGCUGACUCCCUACAAACUCUACGAACCGGCGUAUUUGAAAAAGAUCAAACUGUUUUCGGACUUUGGCCACGGCUCAUUUGUGCAUGUCAUCCUUUUUGGUAAACUCAUUUUGAACAUGUUCCAUCCCAUGUCAACAACUGAAACGAUGCAAUUCUACUACGAUCGUCCCACUUCUAAUGGGAAAACGAUAAGUUUAGAUGAACCAAUUCCAGAUGGAGGAUUCAUCUCGAAGAGAAUAUUCAAUGCGGCUCCAAUUACACAAAUAGAAAACCCCUCUCGUCCGGGACCGAUUAAAGAAUACCGCAAAUUAUGGAUUGUUCUUAUUUUCAAAACUACUAAUCCCUUUGGUCGAGUUUACAUUCUUUCGACUAAAGAUUUGCACAGCAAGUAUCGUUCGGUGACUGAUUUCUUGAAAUCAGAUACUGGGAACAUGCUAGGAACUCCUGUAGCUGGAACUUAUUUCUAUAUUUUGAAGUGGUCUUCAAAAUCUCGGUUACGCAUUAUUGGGUAA